UCGGCACAGAAAACAGCCGGCCAAAAGUCACGGCACUGCGGUAUCCUGUAAGUCUCGGCGACAGGACAGUGACACCAAAGCUGUCGACAUCCCGAUAGAAACCGACGCAGGGACUGAGGCAAUCCAGCUCACCGUCCGACGCCUACACCGGCUAGCAGGAUGCCCAGCAGAAAAAAAGCAUCCGUCGUCUUGUCUCGGUGCCCCCUCUGAUGUAGCUAGCUAGAGAUGGUGGUGGACGUAGAGCUGGUCUUGCUUGUAUAAGUCGUAGUUCGUAUUAGAAAAGUAUUUUAUGAGAUGGUGUUUGAAAGGGUAACAUUUACGAAUACGUUUGUAUGACACCUCUUUAAUUUUGUGAACAACAGAUGUUAAAAAAAAAAAAAAAAAGAAGUCGCGCGAUUUGGUGACGAGGAACUUAUGCGUCCGAGGGGAAAGUCAGGAACCAACUUCGCUAAACUAGCAGGUAGUUCAAAUACUAAAUACAAGCGUGAGCUAAUGUUUCGAGCCUUGUGCUGGCAAUGGGGGACAUGAAGACCCCAGACUUUGAUGAUCUGCUGGCAGCUUUUGACAUUCCUGACAUUGAUGCCAAAGAGGCCAUUCAAUCAAGUCCAGAGGAGGAACGGGAUGAGGUGGGGACCAAUGCAGAUGAGAGAGAGAGUGAGUCUCCUUCGUGCUUUCCCUGCCCUCCUGCCUCACAUGGUGACCCUCCUGUGGUCAGUGUUAUUGUGAAGAACACAGUGCGGUCUGAGUCUUUUGAAGAGGACGAAAAGUCUGUAAUGGAUAAAACAGACGAUCCCUCAAGCAGUGGCUUAGACGAUCCCUCAAGCAGUGGCUUAAGUGUUCAGGUCAAGGUGGGUGACUUCACCUCACAGCUUGGUCUCAAAAUGCCUGCUGAUGCCCAUGUGGAGCCCCAGAUUUCUAAUGGCUUUGAGGGAUCUGUCCCCAGGGAUCAGGGAGAGUCCAACACGGAGCCAUGGCACCCUCGUUCCCCAUUGAGAUCCACACUGAAGGCUAAUAAGGGUGAAAGCGAUAAAGGAACUGAGGUGGGAUCGGUCCAGCACACAACUGAUGUCAUGAACAGUUUGAAGCCCCCCCUCUACCUCCAAUCUUUGACUAGUGCUGGUCACAACUCCUCAACUCCUCCUUCCCUACACUCAGUCAGCCCUCACCUUUCUCACUCCCCCCAGAAGAAGGAAACUUGUCUCCUCAGUAAUCCAUCACCCUCCCCUUUACCAAAAAACGGGAGUAUUCAGGCUGGAAUUAAGCAUGUUAUGCACUCAGAUGAAGAUGACUCAGAACCAGACUUAGGAAGUCCACUGGUGAUCCAGGAGAGCCCAGAACCUAUAAUGUCCUCCCCUCCCAAAUUUAAACACAGAGCAAAACUACGGUCUGAAGUGCUUGGGUCUCCUGAAACCACUUCCUAUCUUGUUUCUCAUCCUCCUCGUCUGCCUUCUCUGGCACCUGCAAAACCUAAACCCAGAUGUGAGGGGGAGAGGAGACCUACCACCCCCAGUUCUCCCUCCACAGCUCCUCAUCCACAGACCCCCCAGGGCUGCCUCCCCUCUCUCAGUAGGGGCUCUGCAUCGGUCCAAGAGGAGAAAUAUCCAGAGCAUGUGAUCGAUGAAAGGGACUCGCCUGAGAGCCCACCGCCCAGUGAGACAGGUCUUAUUGUCCCCAAGAGAAGCAGCAGCCCUAAUUCUGCCCAAACAGCAGCGAACAUCAAGGAGGUCUGUCCCCAAGAGGAGCUCAUGGAAAGUGAACCCAGAGAAGAGGAAAGGCCAGGUGGCACUGAGGAGCUGAGUGUAAAGGUGUCUGGAGAUGGAGAAAAUUUGAACGAGGAGAGCUGUGGCGCUGCCGCUAAGAAUCCUGGGCCUGCUAGUGCUGCAGAAACGGCUUCAUCUCCAUUGCGUCCUCUCAAAGUUAAAAUCAAAAUGCCUAAAGGCGGCAUCACAAAGACUGUGACUGGUGUUGCAGCUAAAAGAAGUGGGAAAGCUACUACCAAGGGUGUAAAUAGUUCAAAACCUUCACCAGAACUUCAUAACACAAGAUCCAGGAGGGAGUUAUCACAGCAGUCUCAGUUGCCUGCAAUGGCAAUGCUCCAAGUUGCCUGUGCUGCAACGCUGGAAGGUGCCAGUAUGGUCAAAGACAAAACCGCAGUGGACACCAAGCCUAAAGUUUCCCCAACAGCUGUAAGCAUCACCAAAGCAGCAGCCCUGCCCUCUAUCUCUGUGUCCACUCCCAGAGUCAGCCCGGGUGGGAUCAACCCUCGCAGCCUGGGUCAGAAAACUGUGAACAGUGGGAUGGCACUUCCUGCACCUUCACCUCUGCUCACACCUCAAAGUGGCAGCAAACCAGCCUCUAUAGUUAACAGCACUGGGGCAAUCAUAUCCAAGACUCAGACCAACCUGGUAGAAGCUUUCAACAAGAUCCUCAACAACAAGAACCUGCUGCCCUGUUAUAAACCAGAUCUGAGCUCACCGCUUCCUGCAGAGUGGGGCCUUCCUCUACCUGCACAGGGUUACCGCUGUUUGGAGUGCGGUGAUGCCUUUGCCCUCGAGCAGAGCUUGGCGCGGCACUACAAUCGGCGCUCGCUGAGGAUUGAGGUGACCUGUAAUCACUGCGCCAAGCGUUUAGCCUUCUACAACAAGUGCAGCCUGCUUUUACACGCCAGAGAGCACAAGGAGAGAGGCCUGAUCAUGCAGUGUUCCCACCUUGUCAUGAAACCUGUACCUGUGGAGCAGAUGAUUGGCCAGCAGGAACCCACGGCAACUGGACUGUCCUCAUCCUUUUUAGCCCAGGCCACCCCAAACCCAACACCGCAGCCACAUCAAGCAGUAUCCAAGAAGAAGGCUGAGACAGUGCAGUACCUGAGUAAUAAAUGUCCUGAGUGUCAGGUUCAGUUUAGCAGCAAAGACGAGGUGGCCGAGCAUUUCCAAGAAAUCAAACCAGCGCAAACCUCUUCAUGCACAGAGUGUUCCCCGCCCAUGCUCCUGCCCAACAGCUGCAGUGCAGCAGCUCAUCAACGCAUCCACCAAGGCGGCCCACCACACGUCUGCCCGGAGUGUGGGGGCACGGCCAAGCAGCCGCUAUUUCAGACACACCUUGACGAGACCUGUUUACACUUUGCACGCCGCAUUGGAUACAGAUGUUCCAGCUGCCUGGUGGUUUUUGGAGGACUUAACUCAGUGAAGUCUCACAUCCAACAGGCUCAUUGUGAUAUGUUCCACAAAUGCCCUACCUGUCCCAUGGCUUUCAAAUCUACUCCGAGCAUACAGAACCACAUCAGUGCCCAACAUCCAACGCUCACUGAAGGACAGACCAUGUCAAUCUAUAAAUGUGUCAUGUGUGACACAGUUUUUACAAACAAGACCCUGCUGUACAUCCACUUUGACACCCAUUUAACCAACCAGAAGGUGCAUGUGUUUAAAUGCUCUGUGUGCACCAAGUUGUUUUCUCAGAGGAAUUCCCUUCUGGACCAUUUUAAGACCCAUAAGGCUGCCACAUUAAAACAAGAGUUGCCUUCAGCUCCAGCUGCUGCCUCUCGUUCACGGCCUUCAGUGAAGCUGGAGAGCUCAGAUGGAGAGGAAGAAGAGACGGUGAAGACGGAGAGGAUGAAGACCCCCUCAGUGUGGAAGUGUGCGCCUUGCCACGCACGCUACACAGACCGGGAAGACUACAUUACCCAUAUGGCUGAACAACAUAGCAAGAAACUGAAGAAGUUUCCUUGUAACAAGUGUGAGAGCUCCUUCACCACCACCUCCAGUAUGAGACGUCACAGCAGAGACAAACACAAAGUCAUGAAUCGUUGCUUUCGCUGCCAUGAGGGAAAGAAAACAUUCAGCAGCAGAGCGAUGUUGGAGAGGCAUAUUCAGCUAAGACACAGCAUGGACCCACUGAGCCAGGACACACUAAUGUCACAGGGAGGCGGAGAUGAGGCCGACAGUUCCUCAGAACAGGACGGCAGUUCUGGGGCUCGCCGGAGACGGAGAGGGGCUGUGAAGAUGGAGCAGGACGAAGAGUCCACAGAUGGAGUGGGUCCAGUGAAGAAGUUGCGGUCGUCCUCUACUGCUCCUGCCACCUACUCCCUCCCUGAGUCUGGGUACCGCUGUGCGCCUUGCGGCUUCACCACAGAGGACCAGGCAACGUUCCUGGAUCAUAUCGGCCAGCACCGGCGAGGAGGGACGGAGGGCGGCGGCGGUGGUCAACAGUGUCUACAAUGUGGCGCCUGUUUCACAUCCAAAUCCUCCCUGUCACGCCAUCGCUUCAUCACCCACAAAGUCAAAGCUGCAUCCACUGACAAUCAGCAAUCCCUCAGCGUGCACCCAGCACCUUCCCCUGGUAACAGCAGGAACCAUGACGAUAAGAGUUCUCUGGAUGGUUCUGCACCAGCAUCGCCCUCCUCUCAGUCCUCCAUAGCUCAGGGGAGGGAAGAGGAGGGCACACUUGGAUGUAGGGUGUGCGGCAAACAAUUUGAAAAGGCAACAGAUCUGACUACGCACUUCAGAACUCACGGUAUGGCUUUUAUCAACGCAAGGAACGCCGGAAAAACUCCCUAAGACUCCAAAUAUGUGGGGAAGAGCCGAGGUGAUGACAGAAUAUUUGCAAGUGCCUUUUUUUUUACCCGUCGCCAUGUCAUCAAAGUGUGGGUUAGCACGCCUAUGCACUAAUUUCACCAAAGGAUAGUGGUAGAACAGAGUUUGCAUGUGAAUAGGUUGUGAAACAAUCAAAUGUGAUUUUCACUGGUGGAGAUACGAUUAACUCAGGAUCUAAUGCUGCAUUUCUGUGUUCAGUAAUGUUACUAACAAGAUGAGAGCUAGUUCCCAGUCAGUGAGUAGUUCCAUCGACACAAUGUGCCUGUACAGAAUGUAGAGAACUGUGAUCCUACUGUGAUUAUGAUGGUUGUUUCAUUGAAUGUCUAUAGACAGCGAUGGAAUGUCUAUUUUGAUUUUGAUAUUAUCUUCCUACUGAAGAUGAUUCAAUGGUAGUUCUCUGUAAGUCCUUUUAUUUAAAUUUUUUUUUUUUAAUAAGCAUUGCAGAGGUUUAGAAUAUUAUAACUGAGUUACGUUGUGUAUAGUUUAUUGUCAGCCAUUGAUUCCCACCUAUAAAUGCAGCCAUUGGCUUCUGUACAUUUUAGUAUAGCGAGUCUUGCUUAAAAGAAGUAACCUAUCUUUUUGCGUUUUCACGUACAGCGUAUCCUUCUGAGCUGCAAUAGCAGGAUAUUAACACAAAAAUACUUAACUUUGGAAGAUACCUACUUUAAUUUAAAACUCUGACUACUGAAAUUUAAAGUUUGGAAUAUAUUUUUGCACAGAAUGAAGACAGUGGAUUUUGUCCCCCAUCAUACAUUAGGCCAGUAUGGAGAGGAGAGAUAAUUACAGUCUAUGCACAUAGGGGUGUGUCAGUAAAAUGCCCUGCGUCCCUGCAUGUUUAUAUGAAUGUGGACCAAUGAGGAUUACAAUCAAAAAACUUAAACAAUGCUUUUGGAAAUGGUCAGCAAUAAUCUGAAGUGUACACAAUUUGCAGUCAAUGGGGUAAAAUGGAAAUGAAUGUUUUAAAUACCUUUUUUUUAAGUGGAAUGUACUGUAUUUACAUUAGAAUACCUGAUUUAUUCCUUCUCUAUAAGCAAGAGAUGGAAGUAAAAUAAUGUAUUUUGGUUUAUGGGAUGUUUGUAUUAACCUUGUGUUCCGAAAUGACUGUAAACAAAAGAUCAGUAUGUGGUUGUCUAUUCUUAUGCUUUCCUAAGAUAAGAACACCCUGUAUUUUUAGAUCAUUGUUCUGUAUAAAAUUGUUGAUGAUAUGAAAAGGUCUGAGAGGGGAAGAUUCGGUAGAGAUACCGUGAAGAUGUAGAGUGAUAUGUUUUAGUGUGUUAACCUUUUGUGCUGCUCAUGCCAUGUCUGGCUGAAAUAUCUCCGACCACAGGAUCCAUAGACUUAGCUUAUUACCCAUGCAUCUGCAUCACUGAGUAUUUUUUAUUUUAUUUUUUUAAAGAACUAUCCCUUUAAUGUGCUGUAGUCAUUAGUGACCUGGGUGUGCUUGUGUUUACUUUCUCAGGAGAUUUUCCAAUGCUUUCAUACAAUAAAAAUUAACACACAUUGUUCGAUUUAACUUUUUCUGUUUUUGCAUUGACAAAGCAAUUUCUAACCAAAUGUUUAUAUAUAAAAAAAUGAUUAAUAAAAACUGGCACAUUGA
Perca flavescens (yellow perch) is the source of this 6186-nucleotide messenger RNA. RefSeq names its product zinc finger protein 687a (gene znf687a). The record is from RefSeq and is a predicted model, not a curated record. Lineage: Eukaryota; Metazoa; Chordata; Actinopteri; Perciformes; Percidae. The transcript has 11 exons. Bases 516 to 4553 code for a protein of 1345 amino acids.